Molecule: messenger RNA, 1210 nt
Organism: Colias croceus (clouded yellow)
Lineage: Eukaryota; Metazoa; Arthropoda; Insecta; Lepidoptera; Pieridae
Gene: DnaJ-10
Product: dnaJ homolog subfamily C member 9-like
Exons: 5
Coding region: 267-1079 (270 amino acids)
Cellular component (GO): nucleus; cytoplasm
Molecular function (GO): heat shock protein binding
Source: RefSeq, a predicted model, not a curated record
AUCGACAUUUGGCAACGAUUUUUACAUUUUGCCGCGCAUCGUGCAAUAACCUCAGGCAAUAACAGUUCAAUUCUGCAUUUUAUAAACAAUUAAACACUCAUAUAAUUUACCUGUUAUCAUUUGGCAUAAUUUAAUCGAGGAGAUAAAUCCAAAGAAGGAUAAAUCGAAUCAAUAUUAGGAAAUGGUUUUGAACUCACAAGUUCUGUUUUUGUAAUAAACAUUUACAGGCCUCCUUUCCUUAUUUGAUUUAUAAUAAAACCUUAAAUAUGAGUCUAUUAGAUUUAUGUAAACAAUAUUUUAACACCACUAAUUUAUAUGAAAUUUUACAAAUCGAUGAAAAAGCUUCAGAAAAAGAAGUGAAAAAGGCUUACCACAGACUAUCUCUGAAAGUUCACCCGGACAGGGUUAAAGAAGAUGACAAAUUAGAAGCUACUGAAAAGUUUAAAGUCCUUGGUGGUGUUCAUGCGAUUUUGAGUGAUAAAGAGAAAAGGGAGUUAUAUGAUACAACAAAGAGUGUGGAUGAUGGAGAGUACAAUAUUAUUAAAGACAGAGAUUGGACAGUGUACUGGCGAUUGCUGUUUAAAAAAAUUACAGAAGAAGAUAUUAAAGCAUAUGAAAAAGAGUAUAUAGGAUCUGAAGAAGAAAAGAAGGAUCUAAAAAAUGCAUAUCUGGCGGGUAAAGGUGACAUGGAUUAUAUUGUAGACCAAGUCCAAUUUGCGAGAUCAGAACAUGAAGAUAGAUUAAAAGCAAUAUUAACUGAAAUGAUAGACGAAGGAGAAAUCCCAGCUUAUAAAAUAUUUACUCAUGAACCAGCUAAAAAACGUCAACGUCGUCAUGCCAAGGAAAAUCGAGAAGCAAAGGAAGCAGAAGAGUUCAAAAAAGAAUUAGGUUUAGGUUCAGGUGAAAAUAGUUUAGAAUUAAUGAUAAAACAGAAACAAGAAUCAAGAGCAAGUCAAAUGAAUUCAUUUCUUGAUAAUUUGGCUACAAAAUAUGGUGAAGGCAAACCAAAAGGUAGGAAACGUAAAGCUAAAGAAACCAAGGAAACCACCACAGAAACCACCACCAAGAAACGAAAAUGAAGCUGCUCUUUUUAUUUUUAUUUUUUUACUUGUUAUCCUUGUGAAAUAUAAUAUGUUGUUUAUAUUUCACAUGUCUGUUUAAGACAUCACUUUCUAUUACUCUCAAUAAAAUAAUUAUUUAUGUGAAAAAA